Messenger RNA from Fonsecaea multimorphosa CBS 102226, 2244 nucleotides. RefSeq lists its product as uncharacterized. The record is from RefSeq and is a predicted model, not a curated record. Lineage: Eukaryota; Fungi; Ascomycota; Eurotiomycetes; Chaetothyriales; Herpotrichiellaceae. The transcript is spliced from 2 exons. Bases 1 to 2244 code for a protein of 747 amino acids.
AUGAGUGCUUCCUAUACAACGAUAAAGGGUCCUCAAACGACCACAGAAGAUGUUCCCGCGGAGGAAGACGUUGUCCGGAUUAAUCAUGAGCAUGCUGAGAGGAUGGACGGCGCGUUUCUCUCCAUCGUUUUCAGUGCCGCCAUUCCUUGCGGGCUUAUUAUAGUGGUCACUGCUAUCCUGCUGGGCGUCAUCUAUGUCAACAAGGUCGAUACCUACACAGGCUGGUCCGAGUUGCAUGUUGGCCAGAAUGGCACGAAUACUUCAACUGGAGUGUGGGCCGCCAUCAACAGCUGGAAGAAACACGGGGGAAAUGCGGCAUUGUUCGUCAACUUCAAUCCUUCUUCUCUGACAGCCGUCGCCUCUUUAACUGGCAAAAUUAUCCCAUACCUCUCGAGUUCAAUCAUGGCACUGGUUGCAUUUUUCGUUGCCCGUCGCAUCAUCCUCGUCUCCAAGGACAGUCAGGGUCACGAACUCCCCACUCCACGUCAGAUGUCGCUCCUCAUUCAGCUGCUAGGAGGCAACAGCUAUGGCCCGUUGAAAGAUACUGUUCACUAUCACAUCAAGCACAAGAAGAGAUGGAUCUCGCCUAUCCCACACGCAUUUUCUGCCCUGGCUGCUGUCACGGCCCUAGGAAUAAUCAUUCCCGUUGCAGACACAUGGUUCAGCACGACCGUAACUCCAGUCCAUGUCGCUAAGGUGGAGAAAGUCACCGACACCCCCCGUUCUCCUUUCGGGCGAGACUUCAGUGAUCCUGAAGAUGCUUGUGGAGAGGACAAUUGGUGGUACCCGGAUGAUGGGAACAAUGGCUGGAAAUUACCAUGCAAUAUGAUUGGUCUUUACUAUAACAAGGACGUAAACCACACGACCGUAUGGGAUUAUUCGAUCUCCAACGCCAACCAAGCGGCCCUGACCAUUGCCAACCUGUCCGACACGAAUACUGUGAACGACUGGUACAAUAGCACCAGCGAUCCGGUCCACCAUUAUAAAUAUCUGGCCCACACGGGCUUAGGUUUCGCCACAGACUUUCGAGCCAAGACGGUUGCAGUGAAGACACAGUGUGCUCCGAUGACAGAGCAGUGCUUCCAAGCCUGCUUCUCUGACAACCCUGAUGAAGAAGACAAUUGCAGGUAUCUUAAUAACUCCUAUGCAUUUCAAUGCAGCCCAGGAUUCACUGGAGAAUUGACCUCGAAUGGAGCGUCUUGGGCGACUUCACUUCGUAAAAACUCAUCGGUCGGAUCGACGGGGUUUGGAUUUGCGCUUGACGCGAGCCUCAGCCAAAUGAUUGGACACGAUCCGUCCAAGGUCGAGUUCGCCGCCUUCACCAAUCCUCUGUAUUUCGGAACCUGGUCGCUGGGGUGGCAGAACAUGCCUGAUGACGAUUAUGAUGAUGCUGGCGGUGGCAAUCCCAAGAACAAGGACCCUUGGGAUCUCGACCGCAACAUAUUUUGGGACGCAAAUUAUUACUACGCCUGGAUGCUGAAUUGCAGUACGGAAAUAUCCUACGCAUACUACGAGUGGAUCAACGGCACGACACACAGCUUCACCCCGUGGCCCGCCCCGCAGGAGAUUGGUGGUAUGGUCUCAUAUCCCUUCGUCUCGGGCUUACCACUUGGCGAGCUCUGCGCCCAGUCUGCCGCUAGUCAUAUGAAAGAAGCCAAUAACUCGACGCAACUGGCCAACCUGUUCGCCGACUACUUCUCUACCUGCGCCCUGGGCAUAAUGGCUGGGAACAUCAACCCUACGGAGACCAUCUUGGAACAGACGCGGAACAACAACUACGGCGCCACGCGGGUGCCGAUUGUUCCCCUUUUCGUCCUCCUGGGCUUCAAAUUCCUCUACUGCCUCGCUGUGCUCUGCCUGGCGAUUGCGGCGUACCACUAUACCAACCCUGCCGAGGCGCAGUCCGUCAAGGAGCGACUUACCAUCAAGGGCCUGGCGGCAACCUACUUCUGCGACACGCCUUCACACCAACAAGUUGCGGUCCAGAACGUCGAGCAGCUCUUUCGAUCCCCCGAAGCGACCAAUGCUGCGGGCGAUGCCGAAGCCGCCGUCCCGGCAGAGCAAAAGGUCGGGAUCGUCCAGACGGAGAUGGGCGGGUGGCAGUUCGUCAAGAUGACUGCGAGCAAAGUCUACGACGCUGUUGGCCCCAUAGUCGAGAAGCAGCUCAUGUCGGAUGCCAAUGCCGGCAACUUUGGCACCGACGGCAAGGAUGUUGCGAACUGGGUAUCGCUAGUCCAGAAGUAA